AUGGCAGAUAAUAAAGUUAACGAGUUUUUGGCUAAUGCACGAAAAGCCGUGUCGUUUCCCGUUGAGGAAUUGACGAACUUCUUGGAUGACGGAGCAAAAAACACAGACCAUCUUAUCCAUCCAUCCAUUAUAAAAGCUCGUCGCAGAUGGCUUGAAAAUCUUAUAGAUUCCAAAAAGGAACCAGUGUUCAUCAACCAUGACAGAAUCUUCCUUAAUAGAGAGCAGCUUUAUGUGAGAGCUUUGCAAAAAUCGAAGAGACUAAUUCAAUUAAAGAAACAAUAUGAUCUAUCGCCAACGGAUUGGAACACGCUGAUCAUAGCAACUGGCGAGGCACUUCCAAUAAUUUUGAAUGAUUUCAUGUUUCGACCGGUUAUUGAAGGACAAAUGUCCGAGGAACAAAUUAAAAAAUGGCUUCCUUUAGUAGAGAACUAUGCGAUCUUGGGAUGCUAUGUUCAAACGGAAUUGGGGCAUGGAUCCAAUGUUAGAAAAUUAGAAACAACCGCUACUUAUAUACGUGAAACCGACGAGUUCGAGAUUCAUUCUCCAACUUUGACCUCAACAAAAUGGUGGCCCGGCUCUCUUGCGCGAACAAGGUACACUCUCAAUUUAUAUCCUUCAAACGUUGUCGUCAAUCACACAAAUGUUGAUUGGCCUAUUUUUAUCCACAGUAAUCACGGAGCUGUAUUUGCGCGACUUAUUAUCGAUAAUAAGGAUUACGGAGUUCAUCCUUUCAUAGUGCAGUUUCGUGGUAAAGAUCAUAAGCCAUUACCAGGAAUCGAGAUUGGUGACAUCGGUCCAAAGUACGGAAUGAAUGUUAUUGACAACGGUUUCCUUCGCUUUACAAAAGUUCGUAUCCCACGUACUAACAUGCCAAUGAAAUUUUCAAAAGUCUCGAACACCGGUGUUUACACCAGACCACCUCACGCAAAGAUGGCCUAUGGUGUAUUGGUUUUAGGUCGUGCUGAUAUUAUUCAAAAUGCUGCAAUUAUUCUUGCGAGAGUUCUAACGAUAGCCAUAAGGUAUUCGAUCAUUCGCAGACAGGGCAAUGAUUACAAAGACCCGAGUCAAGAAUUGCAAGUUUUAGAUUAUCAAUCCCAACAGUACAAAUUAUUCAGGGGUUUGGCGAUGGCGUACGUGUUUUUAUUUAAUGCAAGGUUUAUGAGAAAGCUAAUUGAGGAAAAUUUGUCUAAAGUUAACCAAGGGGAUGUCAGUUUGAUGGCCGAAGUGCAUAUUAAUUCCGCGGGAUGGAAAGCUUUGUGUACCGAUUUGGUAACUGCAUCUAUAGAAGAUGCUAGACGUAGUUGUGGUGGGCAUGGAUAUUCAAGCCUCAGUGGAAUCCCGGAAAUCUUGUCCUUUUACUCUCAAUAUCCUACAGUGGAAGGGGAAAACACCAUCAUGUACCUACAGACCGGAAAUUAUCUCUUGAAAACUUUUCAAUCCAUCAAGAAAGGAAAAAUCAUUAAUGGUCGACUAAACUAUAUCAAGGAUUAUAAGAAGAUCCUACUUCAAAAAUCAUCUUCAAAAUCCGUGGAACAGUUGUUGGAUCCUGAUUUUCAACUCGAAUCCUUUAGACAUCGAUUUCUAUAUCUUAUAUUCAACCUUGACAGCGAUCUCAAAACAACAUCACAAGUCCAUCCCGAUGGAUUCGAAGGAGCAAAGUCAGGGCACAUUAUAGACACAUUAAAUGUUACACGUGCCUAUUGUUAUUUGACGAUUUUAUCAAAUGCCCAUGAAGGAUUGAAAUCUUUAAUGAAGCAACAUCCGCGCUUGUAUCCAACGUUAAGGAAUCUCGUAGAUUUGUUCUUUGUUGACACCGUUUUGAUCCAAUCCGGUGAUUUUCUAAUGGCUGGGUAUUAUGAUUCCAAUCACAUUAAACUUUUACAAAGGACACAAAAACAACUAUUGAGGAAGAUUAGACCUGACGCUAUAGGAUUAGUGGAUGCAUGGGAAUUUAGCGAUAAUUGUUUGAACAGUGCAUUGGGAAGAAGUGAUGGAGACGUGUAUGAGACGAUGUAUAAUUGGGUUAAGGAGGAGCCAUCGAAUCAGAAACAGGAAACGGGAGUAUACGUGGGAUAUAAUGAGGUUUUGAAAAACGUUUUGAGUGGAGACUAUUUAAAAGAGAUUGGAUUAAGUCGAAAUGAUGGAGUUGAGAAGGCGAAGUUAUAG
Molecule: messenger RNA, 2166 nt
Organism: Acaulospora morrowiae
Lineage: Eukaryota; Fungi; Glomeromycota; Glomeromycetes; Diversisporales; Acaulosporaceae
Source: the annotation of a GenBank genome assembly